AUUUUUUUCUUCUAUAAUUUGAAAAGGGGUUUCGGACCAAUUUUUAAAAGAAGUUUUUCAUCUCUAAUUCGAUCAGAACAGAUUUAUAGACAAAUUUUUAAAAAUGGAUUUUUAGACCUAUAUAUUUUGUCUGUAGUGAGAGAAGUGAUCAGUUGAACUGUUGUGGUUGUGAGGGUUGGGUUGGUUGUGGUCGUGUGAAGAUAUUUUGGUAUUUAAUUUUUUUUUUAAAUAAAAUUAUGAUCAAAUCUGGGCAAGUCGUCGGUAUAUGAUGCAAAAUCUGGUCAAGUCGUCGGAUGCAAUUAGUUUGUUUGAAAUAUUAAAAAGGUUUUUUUUUUUCAGAAAAAUAGCUAAAAAGGGACUUUGUAUUUGAGGGGUUGCUAAUUUUUGCAAUUUCCACGGAAAAUUAUCUGAAUUUUCUCUCGCUUUCCCUUCUGCAAUCGCCAGAGAGCUUGGGUGCAAAUGGAAGCGGGAAAGGCACUGAGGUAUAUAAUAGAGAUUCAAUCUUUUAUAGAAAAGGCAGCAAUCUUUUGAGAGGAUUGCAAUUUCAGUGCCUUCUUAUAGUUCCUGAGGCACCCUGGAAAGCUAUGGAAGGAGACGUUCAAUCAUCUCAUGGGUUCUUACCUUGGAUUUUCAAUAGAAAAUUAAUCGCCGGCGGGCGGGGAUCGAGGAAAGGGGCUCUAACAAUCGCUUCUCUCUUCGCCGUUGCGGCCCUCAUCGGCAUCAUAAUCGCGUCUCAAUUGAUUAGACGUUCCAUCCUUUCGGGUUCUUCAUGGCAGAGGGCAUUUUCAUUUUCGACCUCCCAGAGCCCCGUAAUGCAGCCGAAGGGAAUCGAAUACUUCCUCAACUGUUCCGGCCGCCAGCAUCACAAGUCUUGUCCGGCGAAUCAUUCGAACAAAACAGCGUACAGAGCCGACGCCGGGAAAUGCCCGGAGUACUUCCGGUGGAUCCACGAAGAUCUGCGGCCAUGGAAGGAAAGUGGGAUCACAAGAGAGAUGGUGGAAAAUGCUAAAAGGGAAGCACAUUUUAGGCUUGUGGUAGUGAACGGGAAAGUUUACAUCGACACAUAUCGGCCGGCUUAUCAAACGAGAGAUGUGUUCACGAUUUGGGGGAUUCUACAGCUUCUGAGGCUGUAUCCCCACCAGUUGCCGGACUUGGAUCUGAUGUUCCAGUGCCACGACCAGCCGUCCAUCUUGAAGAGCGAGUACGAGGGAGAGCAUGCCACUCCGCCACCGCCAUUGUUCCAUUAUUGCGGGAACAAUUCUACCUUGGACAUCGUCUUCCCCGACUGGUCCUUCUGGGGUUGGGCUGAGAUCAACAUCCCGCCAUGGGAAACCUUGAAGAAGGAGCUGGAAGGAGGCAACCAUCUGAUAAAGUGGAAGGACAGGAAGCCCUACGCCUACUGGAAAGGCAACAUCUUCGUCGGCAAUGCCAUGAGAAGAGACCUCGCCAACUGCAAUGUCACCGACAGCCAAGACUGGAAUGCUCGGAUCUAUGACCUGUCAUGGCCCCACGAAUCGCAGAAAGGCUUCAAGAACACGAGGCUGGCAAAGCAGUGCGAUUAUAGGUAUAAGAUUUAUGCAGAAGGCAACGCAUGGUCGGUGAGCGAGAAGUACAUUAUGGCGUGCGAUUCGAUGAGUCUGUUCAUAAGGCCUCAGUACUUCGAUUUCUUCACCAGAGACUUGCUUCCGGCGGUUCACUACUGGCCGGUGAACGAGCACCAUCUGUGCCAGUCGAUCAAAUUCGCCGUCAAUUGGGGAAACAAGCACCGGGAAAAGGCCCAAAGGAUCGGUAAGGCGGGAAGCAGAUACAUACAAGAAAACCUGAAGAUGAAGUACGUAUACGACUACAUGUUUCACUUGCUGAACGAGUAUGGAAAGCUCUUGAAAUAUAAGCCCAUUGUGCCCGAAGGGAUCGCCCCGAUGUGCUUGGAGAGCAUGGCUUGCGGAGCCGAAGGGGUUCGCCGCAAGUUCCAGGUGGAAUCCAUGGUGAAAGCCCCGGCGGAGAUGGGGCCGUGCUCGCUGCCUCCGCCGUAUCUCCACAGUGAACUGGAGGCUUUUCUAGAGAGGAAAGAAAGGCUAAGGAAGCAGGUUGAGAUGUGGGAAGCCAGUGGAGACAUCUGAGGAUCAUGCAUUGUGUGUGUGGUGUGAACCUGUUUUCUAGAUCAAAUGUAUAAGUUGCAAUAACAUAUAUUUAGGCACCAUAGCAUUGGGUUAGAGAAUGGAAUUGAUGUUAGGAAAAAUUUUACUGGGCGUCACAGCCAAAAUGUUAAAAUUAGUAAGAAAUUGAUAGUCGAA
Messenger RNA from Diospyros lotus (date-plum), 2294 nucleotides. RefSeq lists its product as uncharacterized. The transcript is spliced from 8 exons. The record is from RefSeq and is a predicted model, not a curated record. The coding region runs from base 585 to 2120 and encodes 511 amino acids. Lineage: Eukaryota; Viridiplantae; Streptophyta; Magnoliopsida; Ericales; Ebenaceae.